UCAGUGGGGUUGCAGAGGCAGAGAUGGCGUCAAGCGCCCCCCAGAGGCAGCAGGAGGAAGGAGGAGGAGGGUCUCCAGAGGGAAGGCGGCUGCCUCAAAUGCCCAGCUGGAGGCAGGAGGAGGAAGCCCAGCCCCUGCCGCUAAAGUUCCCUUCCUACCUGGGAGCCCUGAGCGGGAGGGAGAUAGUGGAGCUCUACUGCGACCGCCUCCUCCAGGGUUGCAAGGCAGAAGAUGCUGAGCAGGCAAUUAGUAAAUAUCUUUUGGAAAAGAUGAAGAUGAAGAAUAAAUGGCUUGGCAUCUGGGAGACCAAUCCACAACCUUUUUUUGCCAGUUCUGAAGAAAUCCCCGUGUCAUAUGUUGGUGUGCUUGUUGAGGUUACUUGCAAACUGCCCCAGAAUCUAUCUUCCAACUCCAAAGUUUCCGUCUGUAUUGCUGAGCCCUUCUCCUCUAAUAUUGCCAAUAUUCCAAGACAUUUAGUUGAAUAUAUUCUGGAAGAAAUGGAUUAUUGUGUGCCUCUUUUGGAAAUCUAUCCUGUACAGGGGCAAGAUACUGUAGUGUCGGAUAUAGCCAAGGCUUUGGAAAUUGUGAGGUUUUUUGAUGGCUUCCUUUGGAGAGAAUGGGAUGAUGAAAAUAGUGAAACUUAUGCUGCACGGAUAGAAGAGAGAAUUAAGAUUUGGUGUGAUAUCAAGAAUGAGAUUAUUCCUUCUGCAAUUGCUCAUCGUUUUAAAAGAAAUCUGGAAAAAUACAAAAGCAUGCGUUUGGAAAUGAUUCAUUACCAAAGUAAUAUUAAGGAAGAGCCGACACCAGAAGAAGCAAUUGAAUGUUGGAAAAACUAUUAUGAAUUAAGAACGUUACGUGGAUUAUUAAAAAUAUGGGAAGAUUUACGUUUAAGGGCUCAUGGACCUCUUACCCCAAGAAUACUGAAACGAAGGAAAGGAUACAGAGAAGACAGAAAAACUAUAACUUAUGUUAUUGCAAGAACAGUGACAGUGGAAAUGGUUAAAGACUUAUCUCCAAAUACACCUAUUGAACGCCGUGAUAACUUAAACUCGGCUUUGGACAGUUGUUACAGUGGAGAUCAUGUCCUUCUCUUCCCUGGAGAAUAUAAGGCAGCAAGCCUUUCAAUGUUAACUGAAGAUAUUAUUAUUAAAGGAGCUGGAAAACCAGAGGAAAUUAUAAUUACUUCAGAGCCUGAUCAUGAGAGCUUUGUAGUAUCCAGGGCCCAAAAUGUGAAAUUAAUGAAUAUUACCUUAAUACAACAAAGAACUGUUGAUGGUAUUGUAGUAGUAGAAUCCGGACACACAGCUCUGGAGAAUUGUGUACUGAAGUGUGACGGAACUGGCAUCUGUGUACUUGCUGGAGCUUCUUUGACAGUUAUAAACAGCGAGAUUACUGGAGCUGAGGGUGCUGGAGUUGAGUUAUAUCCAGGAAGCACAGCGAUUUUGGAGGGUAAUAACAUUCACCACUGCAAUAACUUUAGAACCUGUGACCCCUCCAGCGGUAAACUUGGUGGCAUUAAUAUUAAGGUCCUUCCACUUCCUCAGCUAAGGAUGAAAAACAAUCAUAUUCACAGUAACAAUGGCUAUGGAGUGACUAUUAUGAAGCCUUCUGAAGAGUUUUCUGCUACAACGGAAGGAACAGUGGCAUGUGCUGCAGCAGGAGAUGGAGAAGAGUCUCUUUCCAAGUUAAUGCAGGAACUGAGCCUUGACAUGAGCACUAAUAUACUAGAAGAGAACGCUAAAGCCAUCACCAUCAUUAACUAAAGUUGCAGAUUGCACAUGAUUUCUGAAGUUUGCUUUGAUAUAUUUGGAAAACCUACUUCAUUAAAAGACACUACUAAUGUUUAUUGCUUUAUUAGAAGACUAAUAAAUAAGAAUAAUUAUUUGUAGUUCACAUUAAUGAACCUCUCAAGAUGUGGGUGUAAUAUAGAUAAAAAGGAGAGAAAACAUGAAAGGGUCAAAAAUUUCUUUCAGGAUAGAUUACCUUUUAUGAAUGCUGGAAACUGAAUUAGAAAAUAAACUUGGCAAAAUAUUAUUUUACUUAAUAAUAUGGGUUCACCUUUGCCGAAGCUUGGAAGAAGAAAGAUAUACCUAGAAAAGAGGAUUAAAUGCUAAAACUUUAUGAUAUGAUAAAAGCAGACAAACUAACCCAAUAUUUGAGAGACAAUACACUAGACAAAUUUGACAAGGAUUGGGGAAACUGAAUUUUUGAGGGAGCAACGGGGAGAAAACAGUCAUAGGACAGAGUAUAGAUAUACGUUACAGAAUAUAUAUAUAUAAUAGAGAGUAAGCAUAAAAAUUAAUUAGUUGGGGGUUAAUGGGAUUAUAGUACUGUUAAGAGAAGGAUAUAAGAAAAUAUAGCAACUGAGUCUAUGGUAUUAAAUCUAGGAAGUAAAAGCAAGUCAUAUAACAAAUGCAAGAUCAAAUCAACAGUGAGGAAGUUUUCAGGAGAGAAUGGAGAGACAGUUUGUCAAGAAGUUGCUUUAGAUUGAAUGUUAAUAACCAGGUAGAUAGUUAUAGUAAUUUGAUAGGUACGGGAAGGAAAUAAGAGGGUAAAAACAUGGAAAGUAUGAGAGAUUUAAGGAUGAAGAGGGGAGAAGUGAAAGAAGGGAGGGAGAAGUGAGGUUAGAUGGGAGGAUUAUGGGAAGAGAUUUAGGAUUAAGAGGGAGUUGGGGUAGAGGAGACUGUAAACCUUUUAUUAAAAUAACAGUUAAUGUAGUAACAAAUGUUUUAAUGUAUGCGUAAUGUGGUUGUAACGUAUGUGUGGAUAUGGAAAAUAAUAAAACUUUACUAAAAACAAUUCUUUCAGGAUAAGAAUGUACCUUAUGAAAUAGUAUAAAGCCAGAUAAGAGUAAGUAGAAGUAUAUUCCUUUGUACAUUGGGCUUUUUAAAAAAUUUUAUCUGUCAAAAA
Molecule: messenger RNA, 2910 nt
Organism: Sceloporus undulatus (fence lizard)
Lineage: Eukaryota; Metazoa; Chordata; Lepidosauria; Squamata; Phrynosomatidae
Product: testicular spindle-associated protein SHCBP1L-like
Exons: 10
Coding region: 24-1763 (579 amino acids)
Biological process (GO): spermatogenesis; male meiosis cytokinesis
Cellular component (GO): meiotic spindle
Source: RefSeq, a predicted model, not a curated record